Molecule: messenger RNA, 1984 nt
Organism: Hibiscus syriacus
Lineage: Eukaryota; Viridiplantae; Streptophyta; Magnoliopsida; Malvales; Malvaceae
Product: vacuolar protein 8-like
Exons: 1
Coding region: 204-1880 (558 amino acids)
Molecular function (GO): protein binding
Source: RefSeq, a predicted model, not a curated record
UCAUCCACCUUUUCACCAUGACAGAAUUGCCCUUCUCUUCUUCCUAUUGACUUGUCUCUAUUUCACAAUCCCCCAAAAGAUUCAGACUUUCAGCUGCAGAACAAAGAGAUAACUCCAUAGAUAUACGGCCAAUGCCUUUCCUUUGAUUCCUUUCAUCAAAAGUAAAAUGGGGUUUGUUUAAUAUUAGUGAGUAGAACAGCAAAAUGGGUGAAGAAGAGAAAGCAAGGCAAGUUAUGGAGGAUAUAUCUUCUUUGAUUUCUCUUUCUCAUUCAAUCAAAGUUUUCAAUGUUAAAUGGCAAGUUAUUCGAAAGAAGCUUGAGGAGUUGAGUUAUGGGUUGAUGGCCAUUGAAACCUCUGGCUCAAGCUGUGAUUUUUCUUCCAUUUUGGUCACUGUAAACGAAUGUUAUGAUCUCGCAAGAAGAUGUGUCGAACUUUCUUAUAACGGGAAGCUCUUGAUGCAAAGCGACCUUGAUGUCAUCGUUGCGAAAUUCGAUUCGCAUGUGAAGAAUAUUUCUGGGAUUUACGCUGCUGGGAUUUUGAGCAGUGGUUUCGCCAUUGUUGUUUCAAAACCAGGCCUUGGUGCUUGCAAAGAAGACAUGAGGUUCUAUGUAAGGGAUUUGUUGACAAGGAUAAAGAUUGGUGAUACAGAGAUGAAAAGGCAAGCUUUGGGUAGUUUAUAUCAAGCAAUGGCUGAUGAUGAAAGGUAUGUUAAAAUCGUGGUUGAAAAUAGUGAAUUUUUGUAUGUUUUAAUGGAGUCUCUUGAUUCAUCGGAGAUGGAGAUCCAAGAACAGGCUUCAAAGAUUGUGUUUUUAAUCUCUGGGUUUGAUUUGUGUAAAGGGUUUUUAGUUAGAGCUGGGAUUAUCGGGAAUUUGAUUAGGGUUCUUGAAAAUGGUAGUGAUUUGGGUAAAGAAGAUGCUGCAAAGUGUCUUCAAAAGUUGACUGUUAAUGCAGACAAUGCGUGGUCUGUUUCGGCUCAUGGUGGGGUGACUGCUUUGUUGAAAAUUUGUUCCAAUGGUGAUUCCGGUGGCGAAUUGAUCCGUCCGGCUUGCGGAGUGUUGAGAAAUCUCAUCGGCAUCGAAGAAAUCAAGAGGUUCAUGGUUGAGGGAGGAGCGAUAUCGACGUUCAUCGAGCUCGCAAGAUCGAAAGACGACAUUGUGCAGAUAAAUUCAAUAGAGUUCCUUCAAAACAUAGCUUCUGGCGACGAAUCGGUUCGUGAAACGGUCGUCGGCGAAGGAGGGAUCGGCGUGUUGGUACACCAUUUGGAUCCGAAAUCAGCUACCUGUUCGAAAACAAGAGAAGUAUCAUUAAGGGCAAUUGAGAAUCUAUGUUUUUCAUCACGAAACAGCAUCGAUGUGUUGAUGGAUCACGGUUUCAUCGAUCGAUUGUUGUUGUUCUUAUGCAACGGCGAAGUUUCGGUUCAAGAAUCGGCACUAAAGGUGACAUCUAGGCUUUGUGGUGCAUCAGAAGAAGCUAAGAAAUCAAUGGGGGAUGCCGGUUUCAUGCCCGAGCUCAUGAAAUUGCUCGAUGCAAAGUCACACGAAGUGCGCAGGGUGGCAACUGAGGCACUCUCGAGCUUGGUCUCGGUUUCCAAAAACCGAAAACGAUUCGUCCAAGAUGAUCAGAACAUAGGGUUCCUUCUUCAAUUGCUUGAUCAAGAGGAAGGCAUUUCAGGUAGUAACAGAAAGCUAUUGCUAUCUAUAUUAAUGUCAUUGACAAAUUGCAAGAGUGGGAGAAGAAAAAUUGCAAGUUCUGGUUACCUAAAGAACAUAGAGAAACUUGCUGAAGCUGAAGUUUGUGAUGCCAAAAGACUUGUAAGGAAAUUAUCUGCCAAUAGAUUUCGUGGUAUGUUGAGUGGAUUCUGGCAUUAUAAAAUGUUGUAAUUUUUUUAUAUAGACCAAGAAUUGUAAAUGUCUGUUUAAGAGGAUGGCUCUCUCAAUACAGUUUAUUUAAUUUACAAUAUCAAAAUUUUAAAUUUCUAAUCUUA